AUGGCGCAAUCUCUCCAGACGCCGUUCCUCACGCCUCUUGCUGAGCCGCGCCAUACUCCGCGCAUGCUGCGCGCACGCCUGUGUCAAGAGCAAGUGCAUUCGUUCCCGCAGAUUGGUUCCGCCUUUUCAGCUAGACGAUCGCCUGUUGGCCACGUGGGUGCUCUCCGUGCCGCGUCAAAUCCCGCGAGCCCAGGAGUCAGCGUCGCGGGUCACAGACGCUCGUUUUCCGGCAGUGUGAACGCGCCGAGCCCCCAUCGCUCCCCUUUGGGAACUUUCUCCGUUUCUUCUCAUGCAGCAGCUUCGGGAAAUGCCAUUACAGCAUCUGACGUGGCAGCUGAUGUCAGCGGUAUUUGCAAGCCGGAGUUCGCUGCUGAGCUGGCAGCAGCAGUGGAUGUGGUAGAGAGGGCAUGCCACGUGUGCCUCGCUGUGAGGGAGCAGAUGGGAGCGGAGGAGCAGGGGGGGUACAGCAGCGGCAGUGAGAGCGAGGGCGGCAGCAGCAGGGUGGACAAGAAGGACCGCUCGCCCGUCACUGUUGCUGACUUCGCCGUGCAGGCGCUCGCUGCUCUCGAGCUGGCCCACCAGUUCCCCGGCGUGCCCCUGCUGGGCGAGGAGGACGCUUCUCUGCUGCGCGCCCACCUCGCUGCCCCCCCUGCCCCCUCGCCUUCGCCACCAGCAGCACAGGCAGGUGCUGGCGCUGCUGUGGGUUCAGCCACUGCAGCAGCAGCAGCUGGUGCAGCUAGUAGCGUAGCAGCCAGGGCAGCAGGGGGCGGGGAGCAGGGGCCAUCCCUGGCGGAGAGGGUCACGGAUCUCGUUUUCCGCUUCGCCUCGCCACACGCCCUGGCCCUGGCAGGAGCAGAGGCAGGUGCUGUGGAGGGGAGGGAGGGGCGGGCGGCAGCAGUGGAGGCGGUGCUGGCAGCCAUUGAUGCCACCGCUGGUGCCACCCACGACGUGCAUGCUGCCGCUGGUGCUGCCCCCAGACACCAACGAUACUGGGUGCUGGACCCCGUUGAUGGCACGCGGGGUUUUCUCAGGGGCAACCACAGCCAGUACGCGGUGGGCUUGGCGCUUAUCGAGGAUGGAGAGCUCGUCCUCUCAGCCCUUGGCCUCCCCAACAUGCCCCUGCCACGUGGCACCUCAUCACCCACUCAAUCGAACCAUGCUGCUGCCGUUGCGGGGUAUGCGGGAGCUGGUGAGGGUGAUGUGGAGGGCGAUUCAGAAGAUGACAUGUGGCAGAGGCCACGUGGAUUGGUCCUAGCAGCUACCAAGGGAGGAGGGGCAUGGAUGCGGCGAUUACAUACAAGCAGCAUGCACAGCAGCACCCCAAGCAGCAGGAGCAGCGCGAGAGGGGAUGCAGAGUGGGCGUAUGAGCGGGUCCACGUGGACGUGGGGGUGCGCAACAUGCUGGCAGCCGCCACCACCCACCAGCACAGCGCCGACCAGACUCACCCGCUCCCCGGCACCCCCUGGGAUGCCACCCCCUGGAAUGCCAGUGCAUGGGAUGAGAGCAGCAGCCGCCAUGCCACCCAUGGUCCCACCAGCCACAGCCACAGCAGCAUCAGCACUGCCGCCGCUCCACACGCCUCGCAUGUCACCGUGCUGCCGCUCUGCUGUGGCAGUCUGUGCAAGUAUGCGGCAUUGGCGCUGGGCUAUGCGGCGGUGUUCAUCCAGCACCCACUGCCAGGCAGCCCGCACCUCAAGGUGUGGGACCACGCUGCUGGCGUGCUCUGCGUCACCGAGGCAGGCGGACAGGUAACCGACUUUGCAGGGCAAUCGCUUGAACUCGGUGGGGAGGUGGGGCAGGAUGAUCAGGAAGCGGGACGAGCGGCAACAGCACAUGCACACGAAGGAGGAGGCAAAGAUGGAAGCAGCGGCAUCGAUGGCGGUUUGGCGUAUUUCAGUCCGCAUGGAGGGGGAGUGGUGGCCACCAAUGGUGUGCUGCAUGCCCAAGUGCUGCACCACCUUGCUACAGGCAUGCGCAUGCGACGAGGGUAG
This is a messenger RNA of Closterium sp. Yama58-4, 1992 nucleotides long. The record is from the annotation of a GenBank genome assembly. Lineage: Eukaryota; Viridiplantae; Streptophyta; Zygnematophyceae; Desmidiales; Closteriaceae.